AGUGUAUUAAUUAAAAUAAGCGUGCACUUAAAGUUAAUGUAAUGAAAAAACAUAAAAUCAAGUAUUCUUAAUUCUGAAGAGCUUAUUCAUUGAACGUGUUUAAAAAUAAAAGAGCGUACUUUUCGUGCUACAUAAUGCAGUUACAUCUAUUCUAUAUGACCUGUUGCAUUUAUAAUUUGUGUGUUUUUUGCGACAGAAUAAUUAAUAAUUUGUCUCCAUGUCUAUUCUUAUCAUUCAUCUCAGCUUUUUAUUUGACUCUUCCAAUUUGGAUCUGAAUUGAUACACAUAAGCAUUUAUAAUCCUUAUUAAAUUCUUUUUUUGUUGCUUAGUAAAAAUACAUCAAUAUAAAUUUUUAUACGAAAUUCAUUUUGUAAGUCUUCAACUUUAACUCUAACGUCGUCAAAGUUGAGUGCUGCUGGAUGGUACUUUAUAGGAAAAAAAUGUUUGUUAGCACAAAUAUUUACGGAGCCGUAGAGAAUUUUUAAUAUACUGACCAUUAUGGUGACUAUCACCCACUGGACAACAGCUGGUGUGAUUUCUUUGGAAAGUGACGCGCUGCAUAAUCAUCAUCAUGCGUCGGUAGCAAGUUCAUUUCUGCAUUUUCAUGGUCCGGUCGAAGGCCCUGCAUACGAAGUGAAAGUCCCAUACUUUCCUCCCUAUACUGAAUACAAUCAUCUGCACGGACAAGAGGACCAUGAUAGCUCUAAUCACCAUGAACAUCACGAUCAUUAUUCACUUGACUAUGUUGCGCAUCCAAAGUAUCAAUUUUCCUAUGGCGUUAAAGAUCUCCACACGGGUGACUUUCAUGGCCAAAAGGAAUCUAGGGAUGGAGACAGCGUUCACGGCGAAUACAGCGUGAAAGAGCCAGGCGGCACCAUUCGCGUCGUGAGUUACCAUUCAGAUAAAGAUGGAUUUCACGCAGCAGUACACACUUCUGGAAAAAAUGAUCACUCUGGCGGCACAUAUGGUGGUCAAGGUCAAACUCAUUACUAUCAUAAUCACGCCCCAGAAUAACAUCACGAACAUGGUGGUUUACAAGAUUACGCUACAUACUCCACUUCCGAAGGAUAUUCAUAACAAGAAAGGAGAUUCCCAAGAAAAAUUUGAUGGAAGCCUAGAAAAAUUUCUCUUGUACCUGGAAGUUUUUAUUUGCUGUUAAAUUGUUAGAAAUAUCGGCCCGAAUUUUGAAUUAGACUUUAGUUCAUUCAGUGAGAUGUAUUUUCAAGCAAACAUAUUUCAAUUUCUGUUAUGUAUAUAUUUAGGUGUCUUACUUUCCAAAGCCACUUUGUUAGCAUCGCCUGUUAAGUUUUAAAAAUAGUCAUAAGUAUGAAUCUCUUUAUUGUAAAUAUAUAACUAAUAAAAUUUUAGGUAAAUUAUGUACUUUAUAACUCUCA
This is a messenger RNA of Belonocnema kinseyi, 1394 nucleotides long. RefSeq lists its product as uncharacterized. Gene Ontology annotation, cellular component: extracellular matrix. The record is from RefSeq and is a predicted model, not a curated record. The transcript has 3 exons. The coding region runs from base 499 to 1014 and encodes 171 amino acids. NCBI's taxonomy places the organism in Eukaryota, Metazoa, Arthropoda, Insecta, Hymenoptera, Cynipidae.